Molecule: messenger RNA, 2509 nt
Organism: Bufo bufo (common toad)
Lineage: Eukaryota; Metazoa; Chordata; Amphibia; Anura; Bufonidae
Gene: GUCY1A2
Product: guanylate cyclase 1 soluble subunit alpha 2
Biological process (GO): cGMP biosynthetic process; response to oxygen levels
Cellular component (GO): guanylate cyclase complex, soluble
Molecular function (GO): guanylate cyclase activity; heme binding
Source: RefSeq, a predicted model, not a curated record
CCCUGGGAAGGAGGAAAGAGAGAAAAAAAUGUAAAGAGCGAGGGAAGAGCAUCAGCGUUCAAAAUACAGAGGGAAAGAGAAGAGGCGCCCGCACAGCACAGAGCUCUGCUGCCUGCGGUGCUGCUGCGCACGCCACAGAACUGCAAACAAAAGGAAAAGCCGGAGAAACAAAAGGGAGGCACGGGGGGUGCUAACAAGCAGCUACGUACAAGGACUGGCACCGAGCUGCUCUAUAAAGGACAAGCCGGACCUUGGCACAGGACCACAGCAUGCUCUCAGCUCUUUCUAGCCUGAACCUAGCGCAGCGUCUCAUGGUGGUUAUACCAAGCCUCAGCAUGUCCGGGAGGAAGAUCUCAUCGGAAUCCUUCAGCUCGCUGGGAUCUGACUAUACCGAGACCAGCCCAGAGGAAGAACCAGAAUGCCUGGCUCGGAUGUGCUGGAACGGGAGCAAAAGCCCCACCGGGUCUCAGGAUCAGCACCCACAACCGGUUCCUGGCCCCAGGAGAGCCACCAGGAGGAGACGGGUGAACCUGGACUCCCUGGGAGAGAGCAUCAGGAAACUGACUUCUCCCACGCCGCAGACCAUUCAGGAUACGUUACAGAGAACACUGCGGCAUUAUGAGCAUCAACUGAUCGGCUGUCGGGAUCCAGAGAAGAAUUUACACAACGCUUCAGUGAAAUGCGCAUACGCUGGUCUCUCUGGAAGUGAAGAUGCGGAGGAUGUCUCAGGAAUUCUGCAGUGUACAGCUAAUGUCCUUGGGUUGAAGUUUGAAGAGUUGCAAGAAAAAUUUGGAGAGGAGUUCUUCAGUCUUUGCUUUGAGGAGAAUGAAAGAGUUCUUAGAGCUGUUGGUGGAACAUUAUUUGACUUCUUCAAUGGUUUUGAUGCUUUGUUGGAGCAUAUUAGGACUUCAAUUGGAAGACAAGUGACUUUUGAAUCCCCCUCUUUCCUAUGCAAAGAGCUUGCCGAUGGGACCCUCGUCCUCAGUUGCUUCCAUCUCCAUCACAUUGUAGGGUUUGCCAUGCUUGGCAUGAUAAAGGCAGUGGGAAAGAAGAUCUACCAACUCAAAGUUGAUGUUGAGCAAGUCAAUAACGUCAAUGAGAAGUUGUUCCCUGAAAUUAUAAGUCCGGGUAACUGUAACACUCUUAUCUUCAAAAUCAAGGAACGUGAUAAUGCAAGCGUCACAAAAGCACCUCCAGCUAGAUCGUCCCAUGAGCCUUCUGACUUGAGGAUUAGUAUCAGCACAUUCUGUAGAGCGUUUCCCUUCCACCUGAUGUUUGACUCCAACAUGGUCAUACUUCAGCUUGGAGAAGGACUGAGGAAACUUAUUAAAUGUGAAGUCCAUAAAACCUUGAAGUUUCAUGAUAGUUUUGAGAUUGUUUCCCCAAAAAUCAUCUGUACUUUUGAACAAGUCCUGUUGAGACUGUCCACGCCCUUUUUAAUACGGAACGUUCUAGAUACAUUUGAGCUCGAGAACAAGGAAAAGGUGAUGGAAGUAAAAGGGCAAAUGAUCCAUGUCCCUGAAUCCAAUUCUAUGCUCUUUUUGGGCUCUCCUCGUGUCGACAAACUGGAUGAACUGAUGGGACGAGGCCUGCAUCUUUCUGAUAUCCCAAUCCAUGAUGCCACCCGUGAUGUCAUUCUAGUUGGUGAGCAGGCCAAAGCUCAAGAUGGUCUUAAAAAGCGAAUGGAUAAAUUGAAAGACACUUUGGAAAAAACUCAUCAAGCUUUGGAGGAAGAGAAGAAGAAAACAGUUGAUCUUCUCUAUUCGAUAUUUCCAGGAGAUGUGGCGCAGCAGCUUUGGGAAGGGAAGACUGUGGAGGCUAGGAAAUUUGAUGAUGUCACAAUGCUUUUUUCUGACAUUGUGGGGUUCACAGCUGUCUGCGCAGAGUGCACACCAAUGCAAGUGAUUAGUAUGUUGAAUGAACUCUAUACUAGAUUUGACUAUCAGUGUGGAUUCCUGGACAUUUAUAAGGUGGAAACUAUUGGAGAUGCAUACUGCGUGGCAGCUGGACUUCACAGGAAGAACAAAUGCCAUGCCAAGCCCAUUGCACUAAUGGCUUUAAAGAUGAUGGAGCUAUCAGAAGAAGUUCUCACUCCUGAUGGGAGGCCUAUUCGGAUGAGAAUAGGCAUUCAUUCCGGUUCGGUCUUUGCGGGUGUUGUUGGAGUUAGAAUGCCACGGUAUUGUCUAUUUGGAAACAACGUCACAUUGGCUAGCAAAUUUGAAUCAGGGAGUCAUCCUCGACAAAUUAACGUUAGUCCAACGACAUACCAGCUUUUGAAGGGGGAAGAAUCUUUUCACUUUAUUCCUCGGUCACGUGAGGAGCUUCCAGAAAACUUUCCGAAGGAAAUCCCAGGGAUCUGUUAUUUCUUGGAGAUGGAUAAAGGCCAAAAACAGCCAAAGCAUCCCUUAACAACUGUCAGAAUGAGAAAGGUUUCAUAUAACAUUGGCACUAUGUACCUUAGGGAAACGAGCGUAUGAAACCUCCUAUAGAUGAAAGACUAUAAAAAAAA